AUGAUCCUACACUCCCGGCAGCCUAAUCUACCUACUUCGUCGGCCAUCGCCGGUGAUGAAGGCACUUCCGUCGCAAUACGCAAGAAAUCGCAAUCCCACACAUCGCAAACCCUCAUUGCGAGCAUGGAUGUGGCCCCAAAGUGGAGUGUCUGGCCUUUUCUCCGGGUGAUACCCUGGGGCAUCGGGCCGUUGCUGGAGAUCAUUGCAAACUUUGCUCGGUACACGGUAACUUUCGAGGACGUGACGGAAUUCAUUGGUGAUAGCAUUGUGUACGAAUACUAA
This is a messenger RNA of Cladophialophora psammophila CBS 110553, 282 nucleotides long. RefSeq lists its product as uncharacterized. The record is from RefSeq and is a predicted model, not a curated record. The coding region runs from base 1 to 282 and encodes 93 amino acids. NCBI's taxonomy places the organism in Eukaryota, Fungi, Ascomycota, Eurotiomycetes, Chaetothyriales, Herpotrichiellaceae. The transcript has a single exon.